AUGGCCACGACGCGAUAUCCCACGAACGACCUGCGGCGCCAGGUCGGCUCCCCGAGAUCAAAAGCACGAGAGAAUAAAGAUACACUCUGUCGCAACAUCCUUAUUUACGGCAACUGCCGGUACGAGGACCAGGGAUGCACUUUCAACCAUGACCAGAACAAAACCGCUUCCCCUCAAUCAGAUUUCACGAAGAAGACAUUCAAUGUCGACUCACCAGCUUUCACCCCCUCAGUUGCGCCACAGGCUGCCGCAAAGAAGACGACUCUUUCAUCACAAGCUGCCAAUGCGGCUCCAUUCACCCCGCGUGGGGUGGGCACAAGCCUCCAACCGAGCUCUGAGGCCUCCGUGUUCAACCCAGCAGCGAUCAGAGAGUUUACCCCUCAGAAUUAUGAGAUCGGAAACACCACCUCGAACGGGGUACCGCAAGAGAACGGCAUCUACAAUGACCCCUUCACCUCGAUGAGUUCCAUGAACUCCGCCUUGCCAUCGGCCGCACAAUACAACCUCUAUGCCUCCGACCACAAUACCCUCGCAAGCCCUGGGGCACAGUUCUACCCACAGCAUGGGGCAUUCCCUACCGGGCCUCUACAGCCGCCCAACUACCAUUUGUACCAGCCAUUUGAUAGCUACCGACAAGAGCUGCAACCCUGGCAGCGCGCAACCUACGACUUCUUCAUGCCAGCCAAGAUGAGAGAGGAACUGCAAAAAAAGAUGUUCGCCACUCAACAAGUGAUGCCAAACUCGGGCUUGCCCCAGUUGGAACGGUGGCACUCCCUAUUACCUUUGGACACCAAUAACAGGAAGAAUACUGCAUCUUUUGGUUACCCAAGUUGGGUAUACAAGGCCCAAAACAGUCGAACGGGGAGACAUUACGCCCUCAGGAGACUCGAAGGCUACCGGUUGACUAAUGAGAAGGCCAUCCUGAGCGUGAUGAAGGAAUGGAAGAAAAUCAAAAAUGCCAAUAUCGUAACCGUCCAUGAAGCGUUCACCACCAGGGAGUUCGGCGACAGCUCGUUAAUUUUUGCGUACGACUAUCACCCCCUAUCCAAAACGUUACAGGAACAUCAUCUCCAGGCCGCCCACGGAAACCGGUACCGGGCGCCCAAUGCCGUGCCCGAGACAACCCUCUGGGGGUACAUUUGCCAGAUCACGAAUGCGCUCAAGACUAUCCACUCAAACAAGUUGGCGGCCCGCUGUCUUGAGCCAAGCAAAAUCAUUCUUUCAGACACCAACCGUAUCAGGCUUUCGGCCUGUUCUAUUCUGGACGUUGUGCAAUUUGAAAGUAACACAAGGCCGGUCCAAGAGUUGCAACAAGAGGAUCUCGUCAAAUUUGGCAAGCUCGUUCUCUCACUGGCCACUAACUCCCCGCCAGCCCAUUUGAACAACAUCCAGGUCGCCCUUGACUCCAUUGCCAACAAGUACACGGCGAAUUUCAAAGAUGCCGUUGCCUGGCUCAUCGCGCCACCAAACCCUGGCGAAUCCAAAAGCAUUGAGAACUUCAUCAGUGGCAUCGCAACGCACAUGACGAGCUUUUUCGACCUAUCCCUCCAGGACAACGACGAGAAACAGUUCCAUCUGGCCCGGGAACUGGAGAACGGCCGUGUGGCACGUACCAUGAUGAAGCUCAUGACCAUAGUUGAGCGAGGCGAGCUCGGUGGAGUCCAAGGAUGGUCUGAAACCGGUGACCGAUACCAGCUCAAGCUCUUCCGCGACUACGUUUUCCACAGAGUGGAAGCCGACGGUAAACCCAACCUUUCCAUGGGCCAUAUGUUGAGCUGCCUGAGCAAGCUUGACGCGGCUAUUGAGGAAAUGGUGGUCCUGACCAGCCGUGACAAUGAAACGGUCUUCGUCCUCACCUAUCGGGAACUCAAGCAGAUGUUUGAUCGCGCGUUUAAUGAACUCGUGAAGCACAGCAAGACCGGCGCCCCUGGGGCGAACAACUAG
This is a messenger RNA of Dichotomopilus funicola, 1944 nucleotides long. Its product is annotated as PAN deadenylation complex subunit 3. The record is from RefSeq and is a predicted model, not a curated record. The transcript has 7 exons. Gene Ontology annotation, cellular component: PAN complex; P-body. Gene Ontology annotation, biological process: nuclear-transcribed mRNA poly(A) tail shortening; mRNA processing; protein phosphorylation. NCBI's taxonomy places the organism in Eukaryota, Fungi, Ascomycota, Sordariomycetes, Sordariales, Chaetomiaceae. The coding region runs from base 1 to 1944 and encodes 647 amino acids. Gene Ontology annotation, molecular function: metal ion binding; protein kinase activity; ATP binding.